Malania oleifera is the source of this 1317-nucleotide messenger RNA. RefSeq names its product ras-related protein RIC2. The transcript is spliced from 2 exons. NCBI's taxonomy places the organism in Eukaryota, Viridiplantae, Streptophyta, Magnoliopsida, Santalales, Ximeniaceae. Gene Ontology annotation, cellular component: endosome. Gene Ontology annotation, molecular function: GTP binding; GTPase activity. The coding region runs from base 258 to 911 and encodes 217 amino acids. The record is from RefSeq and is a predicted model, not a curated record.
GAAUCUCAGAAAAUAAUUCACGAUAAUCGCAAUCCCCGAGGUGCUCUGUCUGUACUCGUGAAGGAAUUUUUGCUUUCACACUUCAUUUCUCGCGCUUUUUUCAACACUUCCAUAUUAAGAAGACAGACAAAAACUCCACUUGCGCUCUCUCUCUCUCUCACGCAAACGCGCGCGCGCACACACACGCACCCACACGCAUUACUUUACUCACUGCCACCUCAGGGUUUUGCAGAGAAGAAGAAAAAAGAACUAUAGCAAUGGCGGGGUACAGAGCUGAAGACGACUACGAUUAUCUGUUCAAGGUAGUCUUGAUUGGGGACUCUGGUGUGGGGAAGUCCAAUUUGCUCUCCAGGUUCACCAAGAACGAGUUCAACCUUGAGUCCAAGUCUACUAUUGGGGUUGAGUUCGCUACUCGCAGCUUGAAUGUUGAUGGCAAGGUCAUCAAAGCCCAGAUUUGGGACACUGCUGGCCAAGAAAGGUACCGUGCUAUCACGAGUGCUUACUAUCGAGGAGCAGUAGGUGCACUUCUCGUGUACGAUGUCACCAGACACUCAACAUUUGAGAAUGUUGAGAGAUGGUUAAAGGAAUUAAGGAACCAUACAGAUCCCAACAUUGUCGUGAUGCUCGUUGGGAACAAAUCCGAUCUCCGUCACCUUGUAGCAGUCUCGACCGAAGAUGGGAAGAACUUUGCUGAGAGAGAAUCGCUCUACUUCAUGGAAACUUCCGCAUUGGAAGCAACGAAUGUAGAAAAUGCAUUUGCGGAAGUUCUAACUCAGAUAUACCGUAUCGUGAGUAAGAAGGCAGUUGAAGGAGGAGAGGAUGGAGGUGCAUCCGUUCCUGGUAAAGGAGAGAAGAUAAAUGUCAAAGAUGAUGUUUCUGCCUUGAAGAAAGUUGGAUGCUGCUCAAGCUAGAAUCCGUGUGUUUUUUGGAUUGAGGGUUUCUGGCAUCUCUCUGCCUGUAAUAUUUUCUCAUGGGUGCAUCCCAGAAGAGAACCGGGAAAAGGGAGUUUUCUUAGGACAUUGAUUUGCUGUGUCCAAUUACAGUAUGUAGUGUGGUGAUCUUUAGCAGCAGAAUAGGUAGAAUUGUUUCUACCAUCCUUCCAUUCUUUUUUGGUUUUUCUUUCAUUUUUCCUCUUACUAGUUUCUUUGUCAGAAAUUUCAUGAUCAGAAUUGUGCAACUUGUCUCGUGUAGUUAUUUAUUUGAAACUGCCCUAGCCAUGGAUAUGAUAUAACUUUCAGUAAUUAUUACUGGAGAAGUUGCUGGCUUUAUAGGAUUGCUUUUUAAGUAAUACCACAGUUGCAGCAUUAGGAUAUCAAA